AUGCCCGCUUCCGAUAGACUAGGUCAAACUUCCGAUAUCCUUUCCGAAUCGCUCAAGUGCGCUGAACACCCCUUCAAGGUCACCGUGAUCGGCUCCGGUAACUGGGGUACCACCAUUUCCAAGGUGGUGGCCGAAAACGCGGCCCUAAGACCACAGCUCUUCGUCAGCCGCGUCGACAUGUGGGUCUUCCAGGAACAGGUGGACGGCCAGAACCUCACAGACAUCAUCAACACCAAGCACCAGAACGUCAAGUACCUGCCCAACAUCGACCUGCCCGAAAACUUGGUGGCCAAUCCAGACCUGCUAGACGCGGUCAAGGACGCCGACAUCUUGGUGUUCAACAUCCCACACCAGUUCUUGCCCCGUAUCGCGUCGCAGCUCGAGGGCAAGGUCAAGAAGGAUGCGCGUGCCAUCUCGUGUCUCAAGGGCUUCGACGUGUCCAAGGACGGCGUGCGUCUGCUUUCCACGUACAUUGAGGAAAAACUCGGGAUCACGUGCGGUGCGCUUUCGGGCGCCAACCUGGCCCCAGAGGUGGCCAAGGAAAACUGGUCCGAGACCACCGUCGCAUACGAGAUCCCCAAGAACUUCAAGGGCGAGGGCAAGGACGUGGACCACGGCGUGCUAAAGGCGCUUUUCCACAGACCAUACUUCCACGUCAACGUGAUCGACGAUGUGGCCGGUAUCUCGGUGGCCGGUGCGUUGAAGAACGUGGUGGCCCUGGGCUGCGGUUUCGUCGAGGGUCUAGGCUGGGGUAACAACGCCUCUGCCGCCAUCCAGAGAGUUGGUCUCGGCGAGAUCAUCAAGUUUGGCCAGAUGUUCUUCCCCCACUCGCGUGUGCAGACCUACUACCAGGAGUCUGCCGGUGUUGCCGACUUGAUCACCACCUGUUCCGGUGGCAGAAACGUCAGAGUCGCCACCGCCAUGGCCAAGACUGGCAAGUCCGCCGAAGAGUGCGAAAAGGAGUUGUUGAACGGCCAGUCCGCCCAGGGUAUCCACACCUGUAAAGAGGUGCACGAAUGGUUGGCCGCCUGCGGUAAGACCGAAGAGUUUGUGCUAUUCGAAGCCGUCUACCAGAUCGUCUACGAAAACGCCUCCAUGGAGACUUUGCCAGACAUGAUUGAGGACUUGCAAGGUGUCAACUUCAAGGCGGACGGCGAGAAGUCCGAGUAA
Messenger RNA from Lachancea meyersii CBS 8951, 1170 nucleotides. Lineage: Eukaryota; Fungi; Ascomycota; Saccharomycetes; Saccharomycetales; Saccharomycetaceae. The record is from the annotation of a GenBank genome assembly.